GUCAAGUGUAAAGGUUCCAUGGAUGAUCGUUGUUAUUAUGCUUCGAUGCAGCAGACCUCACAAGAUGGAUCCAGUGUUUCCAAGCGCAUUAGGCAUGGAUGUACCAAUAAUCACUAUUGUAACAGCACUUCCAAACUUUUCGAUGAAUGCAGCUCUACCAGUUGGGAAUGUGAAGUUCGAUGCUGUCGCCAAAAUCUAUGCAAUGAAGAGAGCAAAGAGCUUGUACCAACGGACCAAAAUAGGACUUCCACUGUCACCAUUGCCUACAUAUCAUUCGGUGUCGCCUUUAUCUUGCUCGUGAUGUGUUUCAUGGUCGCCUUUUGGUGCUAUAGGAAGUACAAUCGCGAGCGGAUGGAAAGGUCUUCUCGGCCAAGACGUGAAAUUAUUCCGUUAGACAAAUGGGAGAUUCUUCCCGGGCAAAUAGAAUACGAAGAAGAGCUGGGCAGAGGAGCGUUUGGUGUUGUCUACAAAGCAAUUCUGAAGAAGCGACAAGGAAUAGAAGUGUUUGACAGCAGAGAUGAACCCGCGUCACAAGAUACACAGGUGGUCGCAGUGAAAGAAUUACAAGAUGAUCCAAGUGAAGUACAAAAAGAAGAGUUCUUGUUUGAGAUAGCCAUGAUGAAGGUGUUGGGUGCACACCAAAAUAUUUUGUCCCUGGUUGGAUGUUGCACACUACAGGAUCACAGGUUCCUGGUGAUAGAGUACGUUCCGUUUGGGGACUUGUUGCAAUGGUUACGACGCAAGAGAAAUUCGAUUAAUCCGAACUGGGCCACUGGAACGAAGGAGAAACAGUAUGAUGACAAAGAAAAUAUCGAAAGACCACGGGGCAAACUUUCUCGACAACGCCGUGAAAAUAAUUUAGACAAGGUCCUGGAAGAAGAUCAGACUGUGACAGGCAAUACAUCAGUGCAAAUAGAGUCUCCCUCAACUCACGAAAACAAAGGCUUUGAUUUUGACAUGCCUGACGUGACUUUUCACGGUGCGGCCAAAGUAGGCAAGGAAACCGCAGUUGUUCCGAAAAGGAUAGAAGACGGUCCACGUUAUCACAUCAUAACCAAACAAACCUCAGUCCAGAUGGAUUCAGCCCGGGAUGCAGCCCCUACACAUAACCCUGACGAUCUCAUCCUUGAUAUGACUGGCUCAUCCGAUAACAAUUUUGAAGAAAAGAGCAAGAGUUACCUGGACCAGGAAAACAUCAAGCUGUCAGCGAUACGGUCGACAUCACAGGCAAACAAACAAACUGCUGACGUGUUUUCAGCCCAGAAUCUUAUUGCUGGACAUGGAGAAGAUGGCAGUUUUACUACGCAACAGCUGUUUUCGUUUGCUUGGCAAAUAGCACGGGGAAUGAAUCAUCUCGCAGAGAAAGACUUUGUUCAUCGUGAUCUUGCAGCCCGUAAUAUUCUGGUUGGUCAUGAUAAUCGGGUCAAAGUAUCGGACUUUGGGUUGAUGCGUCAAAUCUAUGAAGACGUUUACACCGCCAAAAAGACGAAAAAGCUUCCUGUGAAAUGGAUGGCCCCGGAAUCCAUUCAUGACGGUGUUUUUACCAUCAAAAGUGACGUUUGGUCGUAUGGCGUUCUUCUCUGGGAAAUGGCAACAAUGGGAGGUGUUCCUUACCCCACAAUGAGUAGCGCAGAACUUUGUAGAGCCAUAAAAACUGGUUAUCGCUUGGAAAGGCCUGACAUGUGUUGUGAUGAAGUAUAUGAACUGAUGACUGAAUGCUGGAGGGAAAAUCCAACCACUCGCCCCAGUUUUUCGGAAUUGAUCGGCCGAGUGGAAGCUAUUAUGACAAAGGAUGUAACCUACUGCGACUUGAGCAAGCGAGACGAGUCUAGUCCGUACUACAACGUACCCGCUGAGGCUGUUGAAGAAAGCGGCGAGUAGAGCUAGAGAGAAAUGCAAAGACCUUCCGACACCAUCAAGAAAUGAGUGGCUACUUUCGUCAUAGUUUAUAACCCUUGCAAGGAAACCUUGUUGAGAAAGCUCGACCUAUUAUAUAUUAGUAAGCAACGAUUUGGAGAAGUAGAUAAGUAAGGUAAUAUAUAUAAUAAAAACAAAGAUGGAUGGAAAGAAGGAAGGAAGUAAAAAAGGAAGGAAGGUAGGACAGAAGAAAGGAAGGAAGAAAGAGAGCGAAUGCAAACAACAUAUAAAAUAUCAAUAGGACGUCUGUGUGUGUGGCCAGUCAAAGAGAAGG
Molecule: messenger RNA, 2191 nt
Organism: Orbicella faveolata
Lineage: Eukaryota; Metazoa; Cnidaria; Anthozoa; Scleractinia; Merulinidae
Biological process (GO): positive regulation of kinase activity; multicellular organism development; cell surface receptor protein tyrosine kinase signaling pathway
Cellular component (GO): signaling receptor complex; plasma membrane
Molecular function (GO): transmembrane receptor protein tyrosine kinase activity; ATP binding
Source: RefSeq, a predicted model, not a curated record